Messenger RNA from Arvicanthis niloticus (Nile rat), 2648 nucleotides. RefSeq names its product TAFA chemokine like family member 5 (gene Tafa5). Gene Ontology annotation, molecular function: G protein-coupled receptor binding; receptor ligand activity. NCBI's taxonomy places the organism in Eukaryota, Metazoa, Chordata, Mammalia, Rodentia, Muridae. The record is from RefSeq and is a predicted model, not a curated record. Gene Ontology annotation, biological process: G protein-coupled receptor signaling pathway.
CCUCCCCCGCGCCGUCCCCUCCCCCUGCCCAAAAGACACAGAUCGCCUCCCGGAGUGGCGCCUCCAGUCGCGGCGGAGCGCGGCGUUGGCGGCGGAUGGAGGGCGCGAUCGGGCGGCCAAAGCGGCUGCACCCAGCGGGGCGCUGAUGCGGCGCCUGGACCUUCGCUGCGCGACUUCGGGGGCGUCGGCCGAGUUGGCACUCCGCGAUGCAGCUCCUGAAGGCGCUCUGGGCACUCGCAGGGGCCGCGCUCUGCUGCUUCCUUGUCCUGGUGAUCCACGCGCAGUUCCUCAAAGAAGGUCAGCUGGCCGCUGGAACUUGUGAGAUUGUGACCCUAGACCGGGACAGCAGCCAGCCACGGAGGACGAUCGCCCGGCAGACAGCACGCUGUGCAUGCAGAAAGGGGCAGAUAGCAGGCACCACUCGAGCCCGGCCUGCCUGUGUGGACGCUCGAAUUAUCAAGACAAAGCAGUGGUGUGACAUGCUUCCUUGCCUGGAGGGGGAAGGCUGUGACUUGUUAAUCAACCGGUCAGGCUGGACUUGUACACAGCCUGGAGGGCGGAUAAAGACCACCACGGUCUCCUGACAAUCGCAGCCCCUGCGGUGCCCCCUGGGAGUGGCUGUGGCUCCCUGGAGAUUCUACACCUCAGCCACUGUCCUCCAUCCUAUGUGGACACCGCCCAUUCUCCCUCAUCUACCCACUGUUUCCCAGAGGCCUAACAAAGACAGCCCAGUUCCUCGGAGCUCUGAGCUCAAGUCUGUUCAGCUGAACCCAGGAGGCCAGGACUCAAACACACAUGUCAAGGGUGGUGCCCGGAAUCAGCAAACCCUGGUGUGUGGAGCCUGGCUGCAUUCAUCCUUACUAGCUGCUUGCUCCCUGGAGUUGGAGGACCAGAACAAGGAGACUACGGCCUUGGCCAGCUGAGCCACAACUCAAGGUCCGGGGACUGUCAGGUGCAGAAGCCACCACCUCCUCUGUCCCAGACUGUCUGAAUCGCUUUUAUUUUCUUAUACUUUCAGUAUACUCAAUAGACCAAAGAGCAAAUCUAUUUUAACGUGGACACAUCCCUGCUGCCAAGAGUUCCCUGGGUUUGAUUGUGGGGCGGGGGAGGGCACAGUGGCAGACAUGCUGGUGGCCCAGGCAGCAUGGAGAGGGCAUCCGAGGCCAAGACCCCCGCCCCACGAACACUGCAGCGUGCCCUAGGAGGAUGGCUUUGCCCAGAAGGACACCACCAUGGUGCACCUGCAGGACCCAGCAGGGGCGUGGCCGGCGACGGCCCCCAGCGGACAGCAAGGGCCCCGGACACAGACCCUUUGCCCCUGUGCUUAGACCAACUCUAUCGUACUAAAAUCACUUUCUGUUUUAACCAGUUAGACAUGCCUCUUCCACAGCUCCAUUUUUGAUAGUUGGAUAAUCCACCAUUUGCCAAGAGCAUGCUGGGUCUCCUGUGACUGCUAUCUCAUCUGAUACACCAUUUAGCUCCAGAAAGCAAAUUAAAGAAAACUGAAGUAACCCUGUUUGAAAGAGAUCAUUAAAUGUAUUUUGCAAAAGCCUAAAGUUAUAUAUUUAACAGUUUUUAUAUGUUGUAUAUUUGUAGAAAAUCCUAUUUAACAUUUGACGGCAGGUCUGACCAUCCUGAGAGCUGUGGCCAGGCCCCCCCUGUGAUCCUGGAGACUCUGGGGUGGCCAUGGAGGACCUCAGAGCAGGCCUGGAUGGGCAGAGCUGUGGGUGAGGUGCAGAGGACCCUGCCUAUUCUAGGAUGCUCUGUCUCUCUUUGCUUUGGUUUGGUCUGAUAACUCACGUCUCCCUGUGAGUGUGUGUUGGUAAACAUUGCGUAUACAAUAUUUUGGUCAUGGAUUUUGGUUCCUCUCUCUCUUAACCCCUCUUGCCAUCCAUAGAUCUUGAGUCCAUGUACGGCCAACUUGCCCUUCCCAGAUGAAUGGCCCCCUUCGUUCUCAAAGGUCCUUGUUCUCCACAUUGGGAGGCAGAGACAGCAGGGAUGGAGGGGGUAGAGGAGCUGGGGAGCCCAGUCACUGUCCUUGAUUGCCCUACACUUUGGGGCCAGAGGCCAUCAGUUAAGGGACAGACACAGUCCCCACUCAUUUUCCUGAGUUCUGCUAAAAAUAUACUACCUACAUAUCCAAUUAACAUGACUAUCAUGCUAGUAAUAUACUACUAAAGAAAAAAGUUUUUAAAAAUGUAUUUAACUCCAGUAUAUAGAUGCCGUUCCAGCAACCAUAGGCUAAAGAUAUGGAAGAAAGUCCAUUCCUGUGAGACCCAUUCCAGUAUCCAUGUGUCCUCCCUUCAUUCAUGCAGAGGGAUGAGUAUCCUGGGCAGGGAGAUGAAGCUGACACGAGGGGUUCUCGUCAGAGGAGGUGGUCAGGCAAGGCUAUUGUCCCUGCAGUGUCAGGCUCCAGCAGCCUGUGUUGCAGGGGGUGAGCAGGACAGGAAGUCUCAUUUCACCACUGAACCUCAACAUCUGCACCACCUCCCCUUGUCUGUUUCUUUUUAAAGCUAGCAUAGAGACCUCUGAGGGCAGAGAUCGGGAGAUUUAAGAUGUUACAGCAUAUUUCCCCCUUGUUUUACAGUAUCCAAUUUUGUGUUGAUUCAGCUAAAUUAUGAAAAUAAAGAAAAAAAGUCCUUUGAUAA